UGGAAAGGAGAAAAUGGGGUCGAAAAUGGUAAAUAAGAAGAAAAGCCCUAGAAAAACCUUUGAAAGUGAGGAAGAUGAUGAAGAAAAUCCUAAACAAGUAGUGUCUUCUAGUAUGGAGAAAUUACAUACGAAACCUUAGGAAGUCCCAUGAAAUGGAGAAAAUGGGAUCGAAUUCAGAGAAAUCAGAUAAAAAAGAGAAGAGAAAGCUUGGAGGUGGAUCCUCAAUAGCUAAAGAUAUUCUCGAUAAUUUGAGAUUAUCCGAAGAUGAAGUUGCAGAUGAAGAUUUUCAGUCACACCAUGAGCACGUUUCAAGGGGUGAAGAUGAAGAGGAAGAUGUACCCGAGGAGAGCGACUCAUUAGAAGACGAGAGUGAUUCAAGUGGAGAAGAUGAAGGUGAAGAUCUGGAAGUUGAAGAGAGUGAGACCUUGGAAGAUGAGAAUGAUUCGAGUGGAGAAGAUGAAGGUGAAGAUCUGAAAGCUGAAGAGAGUGACUCCUCGGAAGAUGAGGUCUCACCGAGGAAUACAAUAGGGAAUGUUCCUCUUGAAUGGUACAAGGAUGAGGGGCACAUAGGGUAUGAUAGAGAUGGGAAGAAGAUUAAAAAACAAGCUAGGAAGGAUAUGCUUGAUGCUUUUCUUGCUAGUACUGACGAUUCAAAGAACUGGCGAAAAAUAUAUGAUGAGUACAAUGAUGAAGAGAUAGAAUUGACAAAAGAUGAGAUUAAGAUUAUUCGCCAAUUGACAAGAGGGAAAACACCGCAUCUUGAAGUGAACCCAUAUGAGCUUUAUGUUGAUUGGUUCACCUGGGAUGGAAAAGGGCAUCCAUUAUCAAAUGCUCCAGAGCCAAAGCGGCGUUUUAUUCCUUCAAAAUGGGAACAUAAAAAGGUUGUUGAGUACAUCAGAAAAAUUCGGAAAGGGUUAAUAAAGUUUGAGAAAAAGAAGGAAGAGCCACGGUUUUAUAUGAUAUGGGAUAAUGAGUCUGCACCAAUGGAAAAAGCAUCACAAAGAUUAAGUCAUAUCCAGGCACCAAAACAAAACAUACCUGGCCAUGAUGAGUCAUAUAAUCCAUCUAUAGAAUAUAUUCCUAGUCAAGAAGAGAUCAAUUCUUACCAGUUGAUGUAUGAGGAAGAUCGUCCCAAGUUUAUCCCAAGACGAUACGAACGUUACAGAGUAGUUCCGGCUUAUGAGAAAUUGCUAAGGGAAUUUUUUGAUCGUUGCUUAGACUUAUAUUUGUGUCCUAGAACUCGGAAAAAACGGAUUAAUAUUGAUCCAGAGUCCUUGAAGCCCAAGCUUCCAAGCCCGAAAGAUCUCAGACCUUACCCUGUGACUUGUUUUCUCGAGUACCGAGGUCAUAGUAGUUUCGUUCUUUCAAUUUCCAUGGAAGCAUCAGGCCAAUGGAUUGCUUCUGGUUCAAGUGAUAGAACUGUGCGUGUUUGGGAGGUGGCAACUGGUAGGUGCCAUAGUGUUUGGGAGUUUGAUGAACCAGUCCAGCACGUUGCAUGGAAUCCAGCGCCUGAACUCCCGAUAUUAGCAGUUGUCAUGGGGCAAGAGGUGCUUCUUUUGAAUUUAGGGCUUGGAACUGCUGAGGAACAAGAAAAAGUUAAAGAACUAUUGCAUGUUGAAGUGCAUGCUGUUCCAGAUGAAACUGGUGACAACCAAUCUGUUGUGACUUGGUCGCAACAUGACAAGCAUGAUGGUAUCAAAUUGAAGCAUUUCAAGACUGUAUCUUUGGUUGCCUGGCAGUGUAAAGGAGAUUACUUCACAACAGUUGUACCAAGUGGUGAUUCAAGAGCAGUAAUGUUGCACCAGCUCUCGAAAAAACAAACACAUGUUCCAAUUAGGAAAUUUCAUGGACUCCCUGUUUCUGCCAUUUUCCAUCCUUCUCGUCCAACUUUCUUCAUUGCAACUAAGAGGGUUGUUCUUGUUUAUGAUCUUAAGAAAAUAAGGCUUCUUAAGAAGUUGCAAACUGGGCUACGUGAGAUAUCAUCCAUUGCAAUCCAUCCUGGAGGUGACAAUCUAAUCAUCGGGAGUAAAGAAGGAAAACUGUGUUGGUUUGAUUUGGAUCUUUCAUCACAAGCAUACAAAACAUUGAAGAAUCACUCGAAGGACAUUAUGAGUGUGGCCUUUCAUCGCUCUUAUCCUCUAUUUGCAUCAUGCUCUGAUGAUUGCACAGCCCACGUUUUUCAUGGUAUGGUUUACUCAGAUCUGAAUCAGAACCCUCUUAUUGUUCCACUAAAGAUUCUGCAAGGGCAUAAGAGCGUGGAUGGUCGAGGAGUUAUGGACUGCAAGUUCCAUCCCAAGCAGCCAUGGUUGUUUACAGCAGGAGCUGAUUCUGUUAUCAGGCUUUACUGCGACUAAAUUAUACAAGACACUUUGACAAUUGAGUGUGAAGCAGCAAAUUUGGCUGUCGGGAUUCACGUUCUGUUUCUUAUGUGUUUUCGGUGUGGUAUUAUGAGAGAGAGAGAGAGAGAGAGAGAG
This is a messenger RNA of Amborella trichopoda, 2474 nucleotides long. RefSeq names its product ribosome biogenesis protein BOP1 homolog. The record is from RefSeq and is a predicted model, not a curated record. Gene Ontology annotation, molecular function: protein binding; ribonucleoprotein complex binding. NCBI's taxonomy places the organism in Eukaryota, Viridiplantae, Streptophyta, Magnoliopsida, Amborellales, Amborellaceae. Gene Ontology annotation, cellular component: PeBoW complex; preribosome, large subunit precursor. Gene Ontology annotation, biological process: ribosome biogenesis; maturation of LSU-rRNA from tricistronic rRNA transcript (SSU-rRNA, 5.8S rRNA, LSU-rRNA).